Molecule: messenger RNA, 2444 nt
Organism: Oryzias latipes (Japanese medaka)
Lineage: Eukaryota; Metazoa; Chordata; Actinopteri; Beloniformes; Adrianichthyidae
Gene: eng
Product: endoglin
Source: RefSeq, a predicted model, not a curated record
CGUCUGCACCGCCCAGUCAGCUCAAAAGUUUGUAAAGUCCGCACACCGUCACCUCCCUGAACGCAGUCACAUCCUCACCCGUGGAUUACAAAGCUCCACCACUCAAGACAACCUUCUCCGACCAAAAGUAUUGCUGUUUGCCACCUGAUAAGAACACCAACUCCUGCCUGAACACCUUCACGCCCAAGACUAAGAUUUUACCUGGAAGAAAGAGAGACAGAAAAAAAAAAGGCCAAAACUUGAAGAGAUGGAGGGUUUCAUGACACGGCUGAUGGUGCUUCUGUGCAUCACCGUUGCAACCUCAGCCUCGACUCCGACAUGUGAACCGAAGAAUGAGGACAGGGAGUCGAUGUAUGUGAGGGAGAUGCUAAUUGGCUGUUGGACCAGUUUUGUCAAAGAGGAGGUCGAGGUCCACAUCCUGAACCUGCACUAUGACGCGGUUGAUAAAAUGUUCUCCUUGAAUCUGACUUAUGCAAGAUCGAUGAUUCUGAUCCUGACAUCUUCCAAAAGGACCUAUGGUGUGAGCAACAGUAACCCAGGCGUUAAGAUUUACAUAAAAACAACCUCCCCGAUUGUUCUAUAUGACAACGAUCGUCGGAACAUUACCAGAGAAGAUUUCCCGACUCAAAACGAGGAGCUGGUGAAGUGGGCAGAACAGAAGUUUGGGGGUGUGACGUCAUUCACGACUGUUCGAAAUCUGAAAGACCUCACUUUCAGUGAAACACGUGGAACCAAGCCAGGUCCUUCUAAGUGCAAACUUGAAAGUGAAGAUCCAUCAUUGAAGCCCUUUGUGGUCUUCAGAACUGAUGAGUCACCACUCAAAUCUUGCACCCCGAAGCAACAGAGCAGUUCUGCAGAUGAACUUCAUAUCAUAAACAUCGAGGAGAGCUCCAGCAUCCGCAAUGUAUCUCUGCAUGUGAACGUCACAAACACCAGAGUGUUCCUUAGAGGCCCUCAGGGGACCACGUGGACUGUCGUUAAUCCUCAACUCGCUAUGCUUCGUUCUAACAACAACAUCAUGCUGGUUACCGAGGCGAUCAGUUAUGGAAUCAAGCCGCAGUGCACGCUAAACAAUGACAGCGCUGUCAAUGUGCAGAAGGUGGCCUUAGAUACUUUUAAAACCAAUAUCUUCACCAGCUACACUGAAGUCAGACAGGACACAGAAAACAACCCAGUUAUUUCCCUAAUUCUCGGAAAGGCUCUGAACGCAGCAGAGAUUACUCCUUCAGCCACAGCGACAACACCAAGGCAAAAACCCCUGAUUCCCAUGACGACUAACCCUCCUCAUCUGAUGCCUUUGGUGAUGCAGCUGUUCACCUCCCCAGACUUCCGUUUACCUCUCGACCUGAACGCCAAAGUACAGAGUGAUAAGAGAAUUUAUGCAGAGAUUUCUGGAGCCACCUUAGGGAGCAUUGUUUUGAGCAUAAAGGUGAUCACAUGCCAUGCUCGCUCCAAAGGGUCGUGCCCUGUAGUGAAAGAGCUGCCCUUCUUUCCAGAGGCCUGCUCCUUAAAUACGUGCACCACCAGCACCAGACUCAGCUUCUCCUUUGACCAGAUCCAAGAGCUCACUUCCACCACAUGGGAUGUGGAAUGUUCUGUUGAAAUUUGCCAUCUUGAGAGAUGUGGACCUGGAGGAAGCGUGAGGAGGAGCCUGGAAGUGACACAGCCGUGUCUGCAACCACCAACCCAACCAUGCAUUGACUUUGGCUUAUCUGGUGUUCUUGGCAUUGCUUUUGGAGGGUUCCUAAUUGGAGUAUUACUUAUCGGAGCUCUGUGGAUUAUCAAAAUUAAAACAGGGUAUCCAACUGGACUGGACUCCACUGCAGCCAGCAUUCCUGUAUGCCCCUGCUCAAGAGUAAAGCGGCAGCCUGUAUCCACCAACCCAUGCCCCUCUGAAAACAGCAGUGCCAAUGCAAGCAUUGGAAGCACCAAAAGCACACCGACCAGUAGCAUGGCAUAAGUAUGUUCCACCAUCAAAGACAUUUAAUUGGUUUAACCUUCUUUUUUUUUAACAUUUCCAAAUUUCUGCCACAUUAUAAUCUCAUUAAAAAAAUGUGUUGGAAAAAAUGGGUGCUACCUAGAAGUUUAGUAGUUGUGGGAAUUGAAAGGUGGAUUACAAACCAAAGAUCUAAUGUCCUGUGGAUUACAUUUGGAGUCUCUCUGUGAGGCAAAACUUCUAGACGGGAAGUUAGAAGGGCCAAGAAAGGAAAAACAAAAAAGAAAAGAAAUAAUCUGGCUCUGAGCAACAGGAAAAACAAACCAUAUCCCCCAAGAGCUAACAGGAAAUUCAGCGCAUUCCUUUCAAUGAAUUGUGGUUGCGUGAUGGCAGCACAAUAAUAGCACAACAGGAGACAAACUGGUCAAAAGACAGACAAAGAUGAAGUGCUGUAGCCAUGUCGGUCCCCCCCCCCCCCCCAAAAAAAAAACAAAAAAAAAAAACAAAA